AGUCCUUUCACUCAACUUUACUCACUCCCUGCCGUCCCGGUAUUACCAACGUCCAUGCCCGCCGCGCUAAACGCCGCGGCUUAUGCCGCAGCAAUCGCUUCCAUGGUGCUUUGCAGCGCAAUUGACGACGGCUGCUCAGCGGCCACUGCAUCCCACCUGCUACAGCGUCAGUCGCGAAUGCUCAGGAGUCCAAAAGCACGGGAGGUGCUGCUCCAGAGCGCUAAUAGCCGUGCCUGCGGAAAGCUAGAGAUUGCACAGGUGCCUGCACUGGCGGCACAACCACUGAGACAUAUCCAUUGGCUGCAUUUUCCCAAAGCGGGAACCAGCUUUUUGGCAACCAUUUGGAACUUCGCCUGCGGUCAGAGGAUCCCCUUAGACUUAGCGGUGAGUCCCAGGGCGGUGCCCGGCUGCGAGCAAUGCUACGACGUGGCCCUGCUGGAUCGCUACCCCGCGGAGACCUACUGUGAGGAUGGUUACCUCAGCGAAGAUUUCUCCACACAGCACAAGCCUGUGACUGCCUUGGACAUGCGCCAGAAGGAUUGGAGCGUCGUGGGGCUCUUCCGUCGACCCAGUCAGCGCUUGAUUUCCGCCUUCUACGACAACCUGCAUGCCUCCGGCAUGAGCGGCGACGAGUUCAGCGACCUCUGGCAGGCCUGUGGCGCCAAGGGUGAGAACUCAGCGGCCUGCUAUGCGCGGUAUCCAGGCAUCGCGGGCUGCACGGCGCGGAUGCUCACGGGCGGCAGCUGCGCGGAGUCUGCGGCGGAUCGGUCGCUGCUGAGCAGCUUCGACGGAGGGAAGGCGCGCUUGGAAGAGGCCUUGAAGAUGGUCAAGGAGAUGACCUUCCUCGGCCUGACCGAGGAGUGGGACCUCUCGGUGUGCCUCUUUCACCGCAUGUUCGGCGGCAGCGUGAGCGCCGCGCAGCUGGUGGAUUUUCAUCAGGGAUCCCUCCAUCAAGACGAACUCUACGACGAGGCGCAGCUUGCAGGCUUCAUCGACGAGGUGGAUGAAGAGAUUUAUGAGGCCGCCUCCAAGCGCUUUCAUGAGCUUCUCAGGCUCCACGUGGGCGACCUGAACAUCUGUGACACCUUGGUGCAGCAAGCCACUCGCAUGACUGAAGAGCCUGCUGGCACAGCUGUCCAGAGUGCUUGUGACUGUGCCAGCAUUGGUCGGCAGUGUGGCGUGUCGCAGGGCCUGAGCUGUGGCCAGUGCCCGGGGAAACGUUUGGACUUCGAUGGUUUGGGUCCGGCGAACCUCACCUGCGACGUGUCGGGGCAAUGCCUGGUGGACGGCCAACCACGGCCAAAGCUGUUCGACUGGAAGUUCUAGCGAAGCUGUUCGGACGCAGAGAUGCACUUUGGAAGCUUUCAGGGCCAAGACUGUCACAGGAGACGGCGGCGAACGGACGUCAGUGGUGUGAGGCACCCUGUGAGGCGCAAAUCUGGAUCACCUGUGAUGGCAAG
Molecule: messenger RNA, 1460 nt
Organism: Durusdinium trenchii
Lineage: Eukaryota; Dinophyceae; Suessiales; Symbiodiniaceae
Source: the annotation of a GenBank genome assembly